Messenger RNA from Pristis pectinata (smalltooth sawfish), 3906 nucleotides. It is a transcript of the gene ckap2l, whose product is annotated as cytoskeleton associated protein 2-like. Gene Ontology annotation, cellular component: cytosol; mitotic spindle; centrosome. The coding region runs from base 597 to 2834 and encodes 745 amino acids. Lineage: Eukaryota; Metazoa; Chordata; Chondrichthyes; Rhinopristiformes; Pristidae. The transcript has 10 exons. The record is from RefSeq and is a predicted model, not a curated record.
UGAAGCCAGUAAGGGGAACCAUCUCUUUGCCUCCACAGGUGCUGCCUGAUCCACCGACUUCCUCCAGCAGCUUGUUUCUUUUUGCUCCAGCUCCCUGAAUCUGCAGUCUCUCCAGUUUACUGUAGGACUUCUGUUUGCUCCCGAUGCGUGGCCUCAAGCUUCUCAAUACCAUCCCGAAAACUCCUUCCCCCCUUUGAGCCACCAUGAACCAGAGAUUCCCAGGAGCCAAUGAGGAUGUCACAUUCCUUAAUGGAGGCUUUGAGAACUUCCUUGAAUCUUUACUUAUGUCCGCCUUACCGUGACAAAACACAGUGCCUGCUGUGGCAAAGUCCUUAAAACCUACCUCCUAUUCCAAUGACAGAGUUUUCAUAGACCUCCAUCCUCACUACGUCUAAACGACAACACCCCCUGGUUGAAGCUCCCGCUCCACUGACGGCGCUCUUCCCAGGCUGCGCGCUGACUGACGUCAAGAGGGCAGCAGGGCUGCGAUUGGCCGAAUUUGAAACACGUCCCGUUGGCGCCUCCCGUCAGGGCGCGGCGCGAGCGGCGGCGACUGGUUUGAAUGCGGCGACGGUUGGGAGGCGGUGGACGGCGGGAUGGAGAUGAGAGCGCGGUGUGACCGCGUUCGGAUCGCCGAGUCAGAAUGCCGCAGGCAACAACUUGAAGCCUAUCUCCAGAGAAAGGGGAAACUGAAGGUUCCAGGUCCUACUGACAGGUACUAUUUAGGGGACAAAACUAACCAGAAAAUACAGCAACGAACUGCUCCAUUCAAAGCUGGCUUGGGAGGAGACCAGAAGCAUGAUGCUCAGACAAAACAAUCUAAACUCAAAGGUGCGAAGAACCUAACAUGUACUAAUCAUGCCAAAUCAAUGGUUGCUAGGAGUCAAGUUCAGUGUGAUUCAAAAACCACUGAAAAAAAUCCCACCCUCACUAAGCAAAUUACAACUGCUUUAUUACCAGAGGAGUCAAAUGCAGAAAAGGAAUCUAUUGCUGAUGCAACAGCUCAAUCCAGACAACAUGUGAGGGACUUGAAUCCUGAAGCUUCAACAUGUAAUGAAAUUAAUCAUAAAUCAAGUUAUCAAGAAAAGGAAAAUAAGCGCACAGUCAGUACAGCUCGAAUUACUGGACAGUCUACAGGUACAGCUUUAAUUAAGCGGUUUCCACUACAGGCAAAUAAUACUCAAGCUGGCAGAUUAAAGAAGACUGCUUCAGAUAAUCAAUCAUGGGCAGUUGGUAUUGAUGACAUGUCCAGGGCGGCCCCUGGGGCAGCCAGGCCAGUGGGCGCGUCCAGGGCGGCCCCUGGGGCAGCCAGGCCAGUGGGCGCGUCCAGGGCGGCCCCUGGGGCAGCCAGGCCAGUGGGCGCGUCCAGGGCGGCCCCUGGGGCAGCCAGGCCAGUGGGCGCGUCCAGGGCGGCCCCUGGGGCAGCCAGGCCAGUGGGCGCGUCCAGGGCGGCCCCUGGGGCAGCCAGGCCAGUGGGCGCGUCCAGGGCGGCCCCUGGGGCAGCCAGGCCAGUGGGCGCGUCCAGGCCUGUGGUCACGACCAGGGCGGCCCCCGGAGCAGCCAAGGCACCCUCAGCUGCAGCUAAAUCUACAGGUGGAAUGACUAAUCCAAAGGAACCUUUAAAAGAAAAGAUGGAAAAGAACUGUAGGAAAUUGAACAAGAGAGAACAACAGUUUACAGGUCACAAAACCGGGAAAUCUCCAUGCGGUGCAAGUGUACAGAAUGGAUCUAACUCUGCUGCAAGUAGGUCAGUGACAAUAUGGAAACCUUUUACAAGAUCUGCUCAAAAGUUGCAUCCAGCUUUGGGGUCUCCUACAACAAAGAUAAAGAAAAGUAAAGGUGCGGUACAAAACAUGAGCGAAUCUACAGCACCAGUAAUGAGCACAGUUAAGUGUCGAGAUGAUCAAAGCUCCAUCACCAAGACCUUAAAGGGAAAAGAUGAAAGAAGAAUAUCCUGUGAUGGUUCGAACAUCCUUGAUCCUGGCAGCAAGAAAGAAAACAUACCAUACUGGAUUCAAACCUAUAGUUGCAGGAAGCAGCUUGAAGAGUGGUUGAUUUCCAAAGGGAAGACCUACAAACGCCCUCCCAUGCCUACCCCUUUUAAGAAAGUAUUAAAGUCUGUUAAGAAGAAUUUGGAGCAUUCUUUCUUGGAAGCAAUGGAAGGAGAGGAACAGAAGGACCUGUCAGAUCGGGUACAGCACAUGUUGGACGACUGCAUGAAAUUACUUGAGAGGGGUUCCUCUCCAGAACAAGUGUCUGAAGCGCUGCAGAAUGUUCCAGAGGGUGAAAAGUUUGCCAAAUACUGGAUUUGCCAGGCACGCCUGCUGGAAUUAACUGACUCAAUGGAGGCUGUCAUUGCCCUGUUUGAGCAGGCUGUUCACAAUGGUGCAGAGCCUGUUGAAGAACUGCGGUCUGCACUUGUGGAAACCAUCAUGAGAAAUGCAAACUCUCGCACAGCCUGUACAGAAAAAGAUGAUGUUAAAACUGAAGGGUUUGAAGAGUCUGCAGUUGCCACGCCUUGUACAAAAGUAGUGAGGCUUUUGUGUGGCAAAACAGAUGGGCAUGGUUCAUCUGUGAUCAAAUACAGAGUCACCGCAACACCUCAAGUGCUCAGAACGAAUGAACUUCAGAGCAGAAUCCGAUCUACAGGGCAACAAGAUCUGAAGCUCCUCACCCCAGUCCGCCGCUCAGUUCGUAUUGAGCAUGUUUCUGCUUCGUACCCUAAGAUGCUGAGAGAGCAUGACUGCUGUGUGGCCUCACUGAAUGAACUUUUAGCUGAGGAGGAGGCUGAAACAUUUGUUUAUAGAGAAAACAGGGCUCUGCUAGGAGAAUAACAGAAAUGUGACUGGUAUCCUUCAGAUGCUUAAUGCAUACUAUCCACAUUGACUACCGGCUUAUUUGUACUGUUUUUAGAAUGUAUAUAAUAAACUCUUGGAUUCAGUCAUUUCAAAAGGCAUAAAAAUUAGCUCAUCCAUAUCUCCUAGAUGUUCUAUCUUGUCUCCUUGGCCAAGCAAUCUUGUUUUCACAAACACCAAUACUCUCUUACUGCUUGUUUUUUGUUGGAAAAAAGCUAAUUGCUGUACGGUAAGUUUACACUUCAGUCAAUACACUUCCACACACUGUCCUAUUGUUUCUUUCUGCCCUUCCACCUAUCACUGUAACCUUCAUACCUUUUUUUAUAUUGCUUGUUUUACAUAUCUCACGUUUUGGCUAUCUCCAUUACAGCAAUGAUGACAUGUUAAAAUCUGAUUAAUUGACUCCCAAGUGCUUUGGGUAAUUCUGGGGUCAUUGACGUCACUUAUAGAAAUGAAAUAUUUGUUUACUGGAUCCCUUGGCCUCUAAUCUGUGAAUGAGGAGGAUUUGUUGGUUUGUGCUUGCUUCAACUAUUUGACAUGUUCCAAAGCAGCAGAUUGACAACACUGAUCAUUAAGUACAGACUAGAACUCAUUCUCAUAUUUCCUCAUGACAUGGGAGGCUGCCAUUUGGCCUACUGGGGCUAUGCCAGCUCUGAUCAAUCCCAUUUCAUCCAUUUAUUUCCUUGUAACUUAUUCUCUCUCAUUGCUCAACAGAGCUUGCUUUCUGUGACAGGUAACCUGAUCUUUCAGGUGCCUCUGUCCUUACCAACUCUAGCCCACAUGUGACUCCAGACCCAUCCAGGUGGUUGAUUCUUAACUGCCCUCUGAAAUUACUAAGCAGUUGAAGCUAAAUUGGAGUAGGCAGUAAAUGCUGGCACCCCCUGCAUUGUCCACACCCUAGCAAUAGAGGGGGAAAAAAGAUGUAUGCUUAACCAUCAAGGGAAUGGCACAAUUGUGGUAAAACUUUUAAAAGGAUGAAAAUUAAGCAUGUAUAUAAUAAACUAUUGCAAUAUAGGCACCAUCACAUGUUUUUAAAAAAAUUAAAUAUUGC